Molecule: messenger RNA, 210 nt
Organism: Colletotrichum spaethianum
Lineage: Eukaryota; Fungi; Ascomycota; Sordariomycetes; Glomerellales; Glomerellaceae
Product: conidiation-specific protein 8
Exons: 3
Coding region: 1-210 (69 amino acids)
Source: RefSeq, a predicted model, not a curated record
AUGGACUCCGGAAAGAACUCCAACGCUCCCGUCUCUCCCACCGGCCGCAGACGCAGCUCCGGCACCCUGUUCCAAGGUCUCAUGGACCAGAAGCGUCACGACGGCACCGCCGCCCGCAGACAGUCAAUGACCGAUUCGAAGCCCCAGCCCGGGUUCUUGGGUCAGAUGUGGCACAAUUGGACCCGCGGUGCUGCCAGCCCCCCGAAAUAA